This is a messenger RNA of Arachis duranensis, 561 nucleotides long. Its product is annotated as protein MAIN-LIKE 2-like. The record is from RefSeq and is a predicted model, not a curated record. Gene Ontology annotation, biological process: meristem maintenance; meristem development. NCBI's taxonomy places the organism in Eukaryota, Viridiplantae, Streptophyta, Magnoliopsida, Fabales, Fabaceae. Bases 1 to 561 code for a protein of 186 amino acids. The transcript has 4 exons.
AUGGUUUAUCCACAGCGAUACAUCAGGAGCAUGUGGCGGCAACAAGGCAUGCCACUCGAUGAGCGUUAUGUUCCCUACCUGCAAAUGGCCGGGUUGUACCAUCUGGCUAGGAUGAACGAUAGAUGGUUCCGGUUAGAUGAGCCCCUUGUCAGCGCCUUCGUCGAGCGGUGGCGUCCUGAGACGCACACCUUCCAUAUGCCCUUCGGAGAGUGCACGAUCACGCUUCAGGACGUGGCGUACCAUUUGGGGUUGGCAGUGGACGGGCGUUAUGUCAGCGGUUGCCUUACAGAUUUUCAUAUGUAUAUCGAGGGUGGACGUCCAGCUUGGGAGACUUUCGGAGAGUGCCCUGAGGGAGCCGAUGAGGAGACUGUGUGGCACUUUGCUCGUGCUUAUAUCAUGAUGUUGUUGGCCACUCAGCUGUUUGUCGACAAGUCCGGCAACCGCAUUCACAUAAGAUGGCUUCCCUACGUAGCUAGGCUUGAGGAGAUGGGUUCCUACAGUUGGGGGUCUACAGCAUUGGUGGUCAUGUUACAGCCCUUCCUACAGCGAGAAUGGUCCUAG